Pundamilia nyererei is the source of this 3679-nucleotide messenger RNA. Its product is annotated as matrix-remodeling-associated protein 5. Gene Ontology annotation, molecular function: axon guidance receptor activity. Lineage: Eukaryota; Metazoa; Chordata; Actinopteri; Cichliformes; Cichlidae. The transcript has 8 exons. Gene Ontology annotation, biological process: homophilic cell-cell adhesion; synapse organization. The record is from RefSeq and is a predicted model, not a curated record. Bases 173 to 2899 code for a protein of 908 amino acids. Gene Ontology annotation, cellular component: axon; neuronal cell body; plasma membrane.
ACCCAAUGUUGCUUGGACGAAAGUCUCAACAGGUGCCACUAUCCCAGCUAACACCAAGCACGGUACCCGCUUUGAAGUCUUCAAAAAUGGAACUUUUGUUAUUAAAAACAUCCAGCUUCAGGAUCGAGGACAGUACCUUUGCACAGCCCAGAACAGGUUUGGAUCAGAUCGGAUGGUCAUCACCUUAGCUGUCCAAACGGAAGCACCCAAGAUUCAACCACCCAAGUCCACAGAGAUAUCAGUCUACUUAGGAAAAAAUGUGUUUCUGGACUGCCUGGCCUCUGGAAAACCACCAGCCCAGAUUUCCUGGAUUCUCCCAGACAAAACAUUUGUUCGUGAUGCCGGGACUCUUUCCACUAUCCUCUCUCCAAUGUCUCUGCUUCAGAAUGGGACCCUUCACAUUCAUUCUGCUAAUUUCUCCAGCAAAGGGAACUAUAAAUGUAUCGCAAGCAAUGCAGCAGGUGCAGAUACAAUUACUUAUCAUCUGCACGUAGCAGCUCUGCCUCCAAGCAUAAGCGAAGAAGCACUGGAUAGUGUGAUCAUUGCUCCAGGCAGAAGUGUCUAUCUUCACUGCUCUGUGAAGGGUGAACCACCACCUGCUCUCAAGUGGACGCUCCCAGCAGGUGUCCAAGUCAAACCCUCACAGUUUCUGGGACGCAGGCUGUUUGUCUUCCCAAAUGGGACGCUGUUCAUCAAGAAUGUUCUGCCAUCUGAUGGUGGGAGGUAUGAGUGUUUGGCCAGUAACACUGUGGGAAUUGCCAAAAGAACGAUCCAGCUGGAUGUGAGAGCAGAUUCCUCUACCUUCUCUCGCCAACCUCCUCCUCCUCUUCCCAUUCCUCCAACACACCGGCAUGCUACCCCAUCCCGUCAACACACCGUCUCAGCUAUGUAUGGUUCUGCUGUUUACCUCCAUUGUCCGGAGUCUACUGACUCCACGAGAGGGACCAUCUGGCAACUACCAUCCAAAACGAUCCUGGAUCAUCGAUACAGUCCAGAGAGACCAAUUAAAGUUUUCCGUAAUGGGACCCUAAGGAUUCUUCAGUUAACUGAGCUGGAUGGUGGAAGUUAUCUGUGUGUCUUCCAGCGACCCAAUGGAGAGGACAUGGAGCUUUUCCAGGUUGAGGUGUUAAUGACCCCUCCGAAAAUCGAACAUGUGAGGAUGGCACAGACCAGGGUCACUUUUGGGGAAAACUUCCAGGUGGACUGUGUGGCAACUGGCCUACCCGAUCCAGAAGUUUUCUGGAGUCUUCCAGAUGGAACAAUAAUCAACAACGCCCUUCAGUCAGAUGAUAGCGGCCUUCGUAACCGCCGACAUGUUAUGUUUGGCAAUGGAACUUUACUUCUACAGCAGAUGGGCAAAAAAGAUGAGGGUGACUACACUUGUUAUGCCAAGAACAAACUGGGAAAAGAUGAAAGAAAAGUGAGCGUCAAAGUGGGACCAAAUGCUCCGAAAAUUAGAUUCAAGUCACAAUCACUAGUGACGAUAAAACUGGGAGAAUCAGCCAAACUGAGUUGUGAGGCAACUGGUGAACCUACACCUAGAAUCACAUGGAUCUCACCACAAAAGGAUGUCAUACCAGCAUCAUCCGACAAAUUUCAGAUUAUGGAUGGUGGAAUGUUACUCGUAAAGAAAGUGACACUGUCUAGUGAAGGAAUAUACACAUGUUUGGCACGAAAUUCAGCUGGUGAUGAUGUAAAGAACAUAAAAGUUGAAGCUGAGCCCCAGGAACCCUUUAUCAAUGGUGUGAAAGGGAGGAGUACCACCAAGGUUUUGGGUGUAUCGUACCAAACAGCACAUCUGCAUUGUAGAGUGGAAGGAAAACCCGAACCAAAAGUCUGGUGGGUUACUCCUUAUGGCCUCUCACUCCCAGCACCCUACCUCGGAGGUCGCUUUCAAGUCCAUCAAAAUGGUACCUUGGAGCUGAGGGGGUUAAGGAAAACAGAUGAAGGGACGUAUAUGUGUCUAGCAAAAAACAACAUGGGUGAAGCCUCACUUUUGGUUGAAUUUGAUGUAGCAUCAUUAGCAGAGAAACCUACUUUUUCUGUUCCCAAUAUUGAGAUCUUACCAAUAAAGCCAGAUGGAGGGGAACUGAUUCUUGAGUGCUCUGCCCGUGGCAAGCCAAACCCAGAGUUUUCAUGGAUACUACCCAAUGGCACAUUGUUGAUGCCUGGUGCUAGACUCCAGCGGUUCACCCAUUAUUUAGGCAAUGGAACUCUGCGGAUCUCUCGACCAGUUCCAGCUGAUAAAGGAGUGUAUCGGUGCCUAGCAAAAAAUGUUGCAGGACAAGCAGAGAAACGUUAUGCCCUGGAAGCUGGGAGGAAGCCAGUGAUCAGAGGAUCUACAGGUGGGAUGAAGAUCACUUAUGGCCUCAAUCUGAACUUGCCUUGCACUGUGGAUGGCUGGCCGCAGGCAUCAAUCACAUGGAUCCUGCCCAAUGGUGUUGUUUUGGACAAACCUCAAACUAUUGGCCGAAUAUCUUUCUUUCCCAAUGGUACGCUCCAGCUCAGGCAGAUGGCUACCUUUGACAAAGGAACAUACAUUUGUAAAGCUUCCAACUCUUUCGGGUCGUCAGCACUAUCCUACCCAGUCACUGUGAUGGUGUUCCCUCCACAAAUCACAAGUACAAUGACUUCCAUCACCAGAGCGUACAGGGGAUCGCCCGUCAUGUUAAAGUGUGUCGCAACUGGUAUUCCCAAGCCAGACAUUUCAUGGACAUUACCUGGGCGCACCACACUGGUUCCCCACAGCCGGUACACAGUACAGGGAGGAAUUCAUAUGACAGAGGAGGGCAGUCUGGUCAUACAGAACCCUGUGCUCAUGAACUCUGGUAUUUACAAAUGCAACGCAAAAAAUGCCCUCGGAACAGAUUUCAAAUCGACGUACUUACAAGUUGUUUGAAUUACUUUAACAAUCAUUUGUACUCAGAAUAUCUCACAGCAGUGGUCUGGAUAGGAUUUUUUUCCAUUAGGAUUUGAAUAUAUCAUCAGUGACGAGGCAGAUUUAAAGCUGGUUGACUAAUGGCUUCGCUUGAGAUUUCACGCACUGCAGUUUGAAAAUGAACAUUUAUUAUUUGUGAAGCGUAAAUCACGUUUUUUGAUUGUUUGUUUGUUUUUUGCAGACGUUUUGUUCAGUAUACCUACUGACCCUACAGGUCUUUUGUCCUGUUGCAAGCACAUCUUCUCGGCAUUACUCCCAUAGAUGUGAUCUCACGUUACCCUUAUAACAUUAUAGUUUAUUAAAUUUUACUUCCCUAAAAAAAUUGUUGCCACUUAACAGCAAGUUCUGUCAGCUGACACACCUUCAUGCUUUACUUUCUGUACCCACCAUCUGCAUACAGUAUUGCAGUUUUUUGUUUUUGGCAGAUUAAAGUGUUUUUAUAAAGAUUCAACAGUUCAUGGUACAGAAGAGUAGAGCUUACUGCAGACAUCUGUAAGUCGUAGCUGUGGAGCGAUCUUAAACUGCUUGUUUGCUAAGUACCAUACAUGAUAAGCUUUCAAUGUAUCUUUUCUAUGAGGAUUCAAUUACCUCUUAUUACUACAGUGUGUUUGAGCAAAUAAUUUAGUGUAUGUAUCAAUAUCAUUUAUUCAUGUUCAUAAUGGUGGGAAGGAGUAGUUCAUAGCUGGUUGUGAACUAUUAACAAAAUAUGUAAGUACAUAAUUUAUAAGUUAGUAAUAAAAU